AUGCUUGCCUUCGGGUAUCAUCCCCAGGCAGCGCUCGAUUCGCCGCGCUUCUGUCUUGCUGCGCCGAAUGACGAGAGUACUGACCGCACGGUGUGGGUUGAGGAGGGUAUUAGUGAUGCCACCGUGGAGGGACUACGUCGUCUUGGUCACAAGAUUGAGGUGUUGACUGGUUGGAAGCGGUCUAUGUUUGGUCGUGGCCAGAUCAUUCGUUCAUACUAUGACGAUGGGAAGUUGGUUUAUGCCGCAGGCAGUGAUCUUCGAGGCGAUGGUAUGGCAUUCCCUUUGCUGUAG
Messenger RNA from Penicillium crustosum, 291 nucleotides. RefSeq lists its product as uncharacterized. NCBI's taxonomy places the organism in Eukaryota, Fungi, Ascomycota, Eurotiomycetes, Eurotiales, Aspergillaceae. Bases 1 to 291 code for a protein of 96 amino acids. The record is from RefSeq and is a predicted model, not a curated record. The transcript has a single exon.